Porites evermanni is the source of this 6974-nucleotide messenger RNA. The record is from the annotation of a GenBank genome assembly. NCBI's taxonomy places the organism in Eukaryota, Metazoa, Cnidaria, Anthozoa, Scleractinia, Poritidae.
AUGUACGGGCUAGAGCAAGAUGCUAGGCGUGCUAACAUCGGGAGUUUUGACAUGGAUAUCGGCAUCUGCGGACGUGCGAUUGAUGGGGGCUUGCCAACGUUCACAGCAAAGACGGAAGUCGAGUGGCAGAAUGUUGUUGCCAGGCUUACAAGUCAAUUGCACCAGUAUCUGCUGUUAAGAGAGUAAUACGAUUGGUCAUUGCUGUGUUCUAUGUGGUAGUAGUGUCAGUGGAAGUUUUAGUAGUAGCCGGAAGAGAAGUAUCAGUAGUAGUAGCCAUCUCUUGGCUUUGAUGGCUGUCUGAAUAUUUUCUCUUAGAAGACGAGCUUUUAUGACUUUUUUCCUUUUUAUAGUUCGGCUAGUUGAGGUUCAGUACAAGGCUGCACCAGGUGUCCUCCAUUCUUUGAAGAAAGUUAAAAAGCCGAAAAAACGACCCGAAGGAAGAAAUGAAAAGGCAGUGCAAGAAGAGCGGCUGUUAAGCGCUCUUAGAAGCCACAUUACUUCUAAAGCAACCGAUUUUGACUUCGAAAGGACUGAGGAACAGAAGGAGCGCUUCAAAAGUUUUAAAGAAGGUUUUUAUUUUGAAUUAUUGUUUACUUUUAACCUUUAAUUUUCGUAUUCUCGGUCUUGAUCCCUCCACCUUAGCCUUCCAAUCAAAGUAAGACACAUACCAGAUGGAUAAAAUUCCGGAUUAAGUAUGUUUCAGAAAUUUCAAUAUAAGUAAGCUUGAUACAAAUGUGCUGUCUGCGUCAUUCAAAGGUAGAGAUACUGUAUAUGCUGUGGUUAAAUUUUAUCCUUGGUUUAAAUUUUCUUUUCUUUUCUUUCAAUCUCAUUGUCAUGCAUUAACAUAUCCAAAAACGAAGGAAAAUAGAAUUUAAACCAAGGAAUAAAUUGGACCACAACAUAUAUACCAACUGUAGUCAAUGUACAAGCCAUGUCCUGUUGAUAAACAUUAACAUACGUUAUUACUUCCCCCAGACGUCGCGUCACGGUUCCCGGGGUCCGAAGCUGUAAGUGAGCUUCAAAUUCGAUGCGGGAAAUGCCGUAGGGCGAGGAUGGUGAAUCGCCCGCGCUAUUCGAAACAUUUCGGUGAUAGUAAGUACUACAAUUUAUGUUUUUCACUUUUUGUGGGUCCAUCGGUGACAUAGGUCCACACGUUCUUUAUGCAGGAGUUACUCUCUACCCACAGUAAAGUCUGUAGAAGGAACGACCACUGAAACUGACAGAACACUUUACAUAGAUUAUUGACUCGAGUUUUGUAACUUUUUUUGAAGAGUAUUGGAAGAAAUUAACACCGGCUUAUAAAUGUAAACAUUUCUCGCAAAUAAGUUGAACCAAAGUCACAGAUUGCUUUUUAUAUUUCUUAUGAACCCUGUAAGUGUUAUAUGGAGUCUUGUAUAGUAUGCAUAUGCUUCGCACGUACACAUAAUAAAAUGUCACAUAUAAAUGUCUUUUAGGCCACUGGAAAAACUGUCAACCAGCCGUAAGAAGUGGUAACAUUUCAACCAUGUUUGCGUCCAUCUUCUCUAACCAGCAAGCGGCAUCUUCGGAAGCAAAUGACGAGCUUAAUGAUCUUAAUAUGUAAGUGAAGCCAAUGCUUCAUUGUCUUCAUGGCCGGCCAGCUAUUGAGCAAUCGUACAGAAAUAAGGAAUAUUGAUCAAUAUUGUUCUUCGAAGAGAGGCGAUAAUUGACUACUAAUGCUAUUUUCGUAUUGUUUAGGCUGAUUACUUAUUGACAAGUAGUCUCCUUUUUUUAUUUGUUUAAUUUAGCUUCCAAUAUGUUUGCUGUCAAAAAUUUGAGGUUGAGUUAGAAGGUUAUAACUAUAACGAAAAAUGAAAGUCAGCUUUGUAAAUAAUCGAGGAAACUGAUAUAAUAAAAAUGAAAAGUAAUAAACAAGCCAGUGUUGAGAUGUCUAUUUUCGUUGUUCAUAUUAUACAGGAGUGAAGUAGAGUGGGAAAACACACAAGAAACUAGCGACAGCGAAGAUAGUGAGGGCAGCGAGUACACGUUUCCAUGUCUGUAAGUUUUUGGCACUGUCUGGUUUAAAAUCUCCUGACUUCCUUUACUUCUGUUUACGGUGUGCAUCCCUAAAGCGUACAUUUAAGGUGUUUUACGUCAUUUGUAGUGCAGAAACCCUUCACAGUUCAUGUUUUUACGCGAGUAGGCGAUGGAAGGGAGUUUACGUCGGCAAUAGACGGUCAUAGACCGGCCGCUCACUAUAUUUACAGCUAAAACAACAUGAUGUGAUAUAAACUCAACAUAUUAACGUCUGUACUGGAUAAGCAUAUUUCGGCAAUGCACGGGAAUGACAGGACACACAACAGUCAUGAAUACGACAUUUUGCUUUUAGGGCUUUGGAAGAGCUUGAUCCUGUAGUCAUCAUGCUGCAACAGGAAAUAGAGUCAAAGAAACUCGAACGGAACCAUAUAUUCUACAGAUGUUUGAAGAAUGCUCUUGAAUUCGCACAGAAGUCAUCAAAUCCUCGUGAACAGUUUCAACAUGAUGGGACAAUUAAUACAUACAUGGAAACUCUGGAAUUUCACGGGAAACCAAAAACCAUGAAUUUAUUAAGGGGACCAGGGCACAGAAACCAAGGGCGUGGUGGGACAUUCCAGUUCAACUGGAAGGACUGGAACUUGCCCUUUAUACCUUCAAAGACCACAAGGGAUAAGAACAAGGCAGGCUACACCACCCGCAAUGGAAUCAUUAAAAGCCUUCUGAUUGCCUACCUCCUUCUUGCCCAACUUGAAGAUAGUGAGGUACAACCCCUUUUACAGAGUUCCAGUCUGCUCCUGAUACCUGCAGCGCUAGCUACUGAUGGUAUGAGCCUCAAACCUGGUUUGCAAUUUGAUCGGCGAUUGAAAGAACUUGUUGGACUACUGUUUCCUGUAACUUUAGCCUUUGCUAAAGAAAAUCCUUUGCCCGAUCCAAGUUUUCUUCGUGAUUCUUUCGUCGUCGAGGCGAAUGCUUUAGUUGUGACAGCACUUGACAAUAAGCUUUCUUUACCUGUUGGGAAUGACUACACCUCCAAGAAAACCAAUGGGGACGCGGUAAAGAAACGAAUAGAAACGCGUGUGAAACAGCUUCAAAUCUGCUUGCACUGCCUCCUGGGAGUUUCAACCGAAACUUGCAUGAAUGUCAUUGUUUCAUCAGGAGACGCUUGCAGUAGCUACUGUCAAGGUAGGAAAUAGAGCUAGGAAUCCUCAUUUGACAGUUAAACGCCAAAUCAUAUCGUAUACCUCCCAUUUUAAACGCCUCUUUCUUCGGAAAUUUCUUAUGUAACCUGAUUAAUACCAAAGAUCUUUAGAAAGUAGCAACCACAUAACUAGAAUCGAUAAAAGGAAAAGUGUUCACUCAAGUGGGCAGGAUCGACCUGUGUAUGAAAGAUUAAAAAAGCGACCUUGUUCGAUCUUGUGAUACAUGGUGGGGGACGUGCAUAAUAAUAUCUUUAAAGAAAGUCUAUGCACCUGCAAGGCUUCUAGCUAUUGCCGACAAAGUUUUAUACUUUCUGAACAUAAAAUAUCUUGUUUAUUAUUCAGAUUGCGCUUCAAACAACAGUAUCUGUCAAACUUGCCAAAGUAAUGGCCAGAAAUUUGUUGAAGAACCACUGCGAGCGUGUACUCGUUGCAUCAACUCCGGUAUCCAAUGUGUGAAAUUGUUGGUCUUAGCCUGGUCGGCGGAUUGCGAAGAAAACAACAAACAGGCUAUGCUUAAGCUGAUACAGGAAAAGACAGGUGGAACAUUCCCUCCAAAACUUCACUUUCUUCUUCCAAUUCCAGAGGCAACCCACGUGGCCAAAUGCUUAAAGGGCAGCUUUUCCAACUGGUUCCUGAACAAAGGCGGAGAACGAUUCAACCUUUCGAACCUAAGAACAUUGUACAAUGACCCCAACCCAGCGAUGCGAGAGAAGAUGAGAAGCGUUGUCACCUUGAGUGCAGUGCGAAAUCGAGACCGCAUGUCGGUCCCCGACCUGCUAACCAUCAACAAAGAGUCGGUGCGUGUGCUAUUGGCCAGUGUGCCACGCAUCACACAAACUCUCAUCCCCGAACCCUACCGUUUGUACAAAGGAAACGCGAGAGGUGUUGUCGACCAUCCAACCGGUCUUUGUAUAGCACCUGAAGGGAAGCUAUUUGUAGCCGACAACAGCAAAUCUCGGGUAUUCCAAGGUAGAUUGCACUACCCUGUUGACGUCAGUGAAGUAAGUGGCAGUUUGAUGAAUCCACAAGGUCUCGCCUACCUAAACAACGUCCUUUACGUCGCAGACAUGGGCAAUAAAAGAGUCGCAUAUCUUCCGCUAAGCUCCUCCGUAUUUCUUAAGCCCAACAGUAUGAAGGUUUCGGAGUUGAGACCAGCUCUAGAGGAAAGACAAAUUCCCACGGCUGGUCUUCAAAAGAAGGAUAUGGUUGCUCGCCUAAAAGAGUGGAUGACAAAGGCACAGCGAGAAAAUAAAGUUGACUGCACCAAAUUUUCUUCUCUUCCACUGAACACUGCACGUUCGACCCCACUUUCCACUCCCCUUGCUGUUUGUGGCUUUGGCACUGACCUGUUGUUUAUUUCGGAUUUGCACACGCAUCGAGUACUUCAAGUUUCUAUCACCAACAACGGAGCAGUCUUGAAAGGAAGUGUCAUCUCUGAGAUCCUUCUUAAAGACUCUGCUUUACCAUUAGGAAUUUCCGUUGCAACGGGAAAUCUUCUUGUGGCAGACUCAAGCGACGAGGGAGGAUUGCUACGCAUUGACCUUUCGACUAAUGCAGAGACAGUUUUAGUUUCAAACAAGUCGAGCAGCUGCCAGCGCAUUCACGGAAUCGCAGUUGAUGAGAACGGAGACUUGAUAUUCACGGACAGAGAUGCCCGAAAAUUGCGCUUGCUGUCCAACGGCACUGUGAAAGACAUUGCUGGUUCGGGAGUUAAUUCAUCUAAAGAUGGUUCAUCAAGUUCUUGCUCCUUUGAACAGCCCACAGCUGUUUGUAUUGAAGGGAAAACAAUCUACGUUGCUGAUACUGCUGUUGGACGCGUCUGCAUGGUGACCCCUACUUCAGCACUUUCACUCUACCUGGAACAAACUGAUACUGUUUGUAAAACGUUCGGUAUUCAUUUGCCUGGAAUCUCUCCGAACAUUUACAGUAUCUCUCAAGCCAUAGCUGCCUUCCGUGACGUAUCAUCACUCUUAAGCACCUGGGAGAGAGAGACAGCAGAAUCUCUUUGUCGAGCAUCUACCGUGCAAGGUCCCCAAGGUACACCCUCUUCAAAGAGCAUUCAGAGCGUCAAAGUCAUACUGGAAUCCCUUGGAAUACUGAAGGAAAGCCUGAGCUAUAUCAAUGCCGACUUCAUUUCUCAUGUGCGACUUGCAUCUUUACUAACACUUGUCGUGGAGCACCUUUUCAGUAAGAUGCGAUCGAGAAACCCUACACCGACGCUUCUUGAAUAUGCACAGCUCUUUGGUCCAACGAUGAAAGAGAACGUCAAGCAGUUGACCAAAUGCGGCUUUCAUUACUUCACUGCCUCCUCAUCAUUCUAUGAGCUCCCUGACGGUGGCAGUCUCCACUUUACUGAUGUUCCAGUCAUCCCGCAACUCCCGACAAAAUCCAUGCCCAUUGGAGAUCAGAAGGUUCUUCGUGACUGGCGUGACAAUUACGGCCAACCAGUUGCACAAGUGACCGUAAGAAAUCAAUCCACUAAGGACAACGUUGGAACUCUUCCACUUUACUCCUAUACCAGGCCGCAGCCCAUACCGCAACCACUGUCAUUCUCUUUCCCCACUGAGACCUCGUCCUCAAGGCAAGGCAGCUUGCACUCCAAUGUCUCCAAUGCUGAAUUGUUAUUUUCUUCGCAAACCGUUCUGGCCAUAAAACCAGGCCUUGUCGGCCUUACUGAAAGGACACUUAUUUCCACACCUUUUUAUCUUGGAGUUGCAGCUGAAGAUAUCUACCAAGACCAGCAUAGAGCUUAUUUGCCAAAGAUCAAUAUUUUUUAUCCCUCCGAACAAAACAUCUACCUUUUUGAAAGAAAUGAUCAAGUCGAUUUACCCAAGGAAGCUGUGGGAUUGGUACUUGAUGCCUUGACACCAGCGGCUAGCGAAGAAAUAAUACUGCCAGAAGAAAUUUACGAAGGAGUUGUCAGUGUUUUUAGAGAGACAAGGGAUCUGUGCAUUGAAGGUGAUGAAAGCAUAACAGAUUCUGUUGCAGAUGAAGCAGACUUCUCCGACGAUGAGCUAAACAGUGUGGUCUGUGUUGACUCUGUGACCCUGCCAACCAUCUCCACGUCUCGAGUCGGAAGAAAUAUCCGUCCACCGACCAGACUGGACUUGUAAUUACUGCAAAUAUCUAGAUUUGUAAUUACCUUAAAUAUCCACUGUUGGCGCAAACUGACAUUUUAUUUCACUGUACAUACGCACAUUAACGGGUCAUUAACUAUUUUCUCUGAUCCUUUGUUCAGACGAUCAGCAUGUAGUGUCUGUAGUAAGCCAGAGUUGCGCCAAUGUAUGACCUUAUGUAAUAAGUCCGUAAGACUGGGGAGAGUUGACAAAUGCGAGGCUACUGAGAUAGAGGUUGUUUACCAUUUACAAGGGAAAAUCGGUUGCUCAACAGUUUGUGUAAAUGGUAAGCAAAACUCCAGAAAGGGAAAUUCCGUUUGCGAAACGAGCUGAGUAACCACGCUUACGCAUCAAAACUGGCGUAGGGUCUGGAACUGGUAGAUAAAAAAGCAAAUGGUACACACAUUUCCGUUAGGAAAUUUCGGUUGGGAAUUUUGAACUACCUUUCAAGACGUUCCGUUUAUUUCGGAAAUUUUCCGGUUGGUCGAGCCAAAGUUGUCCAUUGUCUUACCAUUUACAUUCUGACCGAAAUUUCCGGAAUUUUUGGGUAAAUGGUAAACAACCAGACUCCGUGAAGCGCAUCUGUGACAUCUGUAUGGAAGAAUAGUUACAAUAUCGGCACUCAGUAUCACAAUUAGCUAUCAGUGCAGCAGUUUUAAUCAAG